UCGGCCCAUCCUGAAGCGCUGUGCUUCUCAGUGAAGCGGCGGCUUCGCUUGGACUCCUUCCGCUCGGAAUGGCCUCCGACUCGGACCCGGAGGAGCUUUUCUACGACGCCCCCGAGGACGCCCUCGCCGCCGGACACCACCCUUCGCCGUCACCAACCAAAGUCGGACUGCCAGUACCGAAGGAGCUGACCAGUGGUCCACAACCAGCAGAGUGCAAGGCAAGAACAUCAGAAGCAAAGCAAGAUGACCCUAAAGAGAUAAUUGACAUUAUCAUAGAAGAAAGCCAGAAAGCAAAUCCUCUGGAGGACAAUCCUUUAGUCCCGGAUGGACAGGAAUUGACUAAUCCCUCAUCACAUGAAAAUACUUGGAUUUCUGGAGCAGACCUUCUCCAGCAUAUUCCUGAACUGUUGGUUGCAGAAGCGACAUUGCAAGGAGAUCAUGAAGUGCCAUCGAGUCAGGAUGUGGCCAACAGGACAGAAUCUGGGCCGGUCUUGCCGCCUCCUGUCAAUGACACACCGGAGCAUGGAGAAGGGGAAGGCUUAGUGGUGUCAUCUGAAAUCACAGGCGAGACCCAUGAACUGAAGGAAACCAAAGGCAAUGAGCCAGAAGAAGAAACUGAUAGCAUGGGAGCACCUGAUGGGAGGACAGCAGAUAUUUUGGACCAGACAGUAGCCUCAGCAGAUCUCUUGCCCACCAAAGAUUUCUCAGCCGGUGAGGAAAUGCCACCAGCCAAGCCCCCGCGGCAGCUCAGUGUUGAACCUGACAUUGUGGCCAGCACAAAAAAGGCCAUUCCUGCCCGACCUCCCCCUCCGGCAGGGGUCCCACCUCCCAGACCUCCGCCCCCCGCCCGACCUGCCCCACCGCCGAGGAAGAAAAAGAGCGAUCUAGAAAUCGAGAUGCAGAAAAUUCCUGGACUGGAAGUUUCCAGGGAGACUUUUCCCGGUGGCCUCUUAAGCCCCAACGUAUCUAUGGAAUCCAUGGCCAAAGUCUCCCAGCCUUCUUUGGAUCUGGCGAGCGCAACAAGCGGAGACAAAAUCGUCACUGCCCAAGAAAAUGGGAAGCCGGCGGAUGGACAGACAGUCACAAGCGAAGUGGUUGGACCUCAGAGACCCAGGUCUAAUUCUGGCAGAGAGCUCACAGACGAGGAAAUUUUGGCCAGUGUCAUGAUUAAGAACCUCGACACAGGAGAGGAGAUCCCCUUGAGUUUGGCUGAGGAGAAGCUACCCACCGGUAUCAACCCCCUGACGCUGCAUAUCAUGAGGCGGACGAAGGAAUAUGUCAGCAAUGAGGGGGCACAGUCAGAUGAUGAAGACAAGAUGCAGUCUCAGCAAAGCGACACAGACGGAGGGCGCUUAAAGCAGAAGACGACUCAGCUGAAAAAGUUCUUGGGCAAGUCCGUCAAGAGGGCGCGGCACCUAGCUGAAGAGUAUGGAGAACGAGCCGUGAAUAAAGUGAAGAGUGUUCGAGACGAAGUCUUUCAUACUGACCAAGAUGACCCCUCCUCAAGUGAUGAUGAAGGAAUGCCCUACACCCGGCCAGUGAAAUUCAAAGCAGCGCAUGGCUUCAAGGGGCCAUACGACUUUGAGCAAAUUAAAGUUGUUCAGGAUCUCAGUGGGGAGCACAUGGGUGCCGUGUGGACAAUGAAGUUCUCCCACUGUGGCCGGUUGCUCGCUUCAGCGGGUCAGGACAAUGUAGUGAGGAUUUGGGUGCUGAAGAAUGCUUUUGACUAUUUCAACAACAUGCGGAUGAAGUACAACACAGAAGGCCGGGUGUCCCCGUCUCCAUCUCAGGAGAGUCUGAAUUCUUCCAAGUCAGAUAAUGAUAUGGGGGUUUGCAGCGGGACCGACGAGGACCCAGACGAUAAAAACACACCAUUUCGUCAGCGGCCUUUUUGCAAAUACAAAGGGCACACAGCAGAUCUGCUUGACUUGUCCUGGUCGAAAAAUUACUUCCUGCUCUCUUCAUCCAUGGAUAAAACAGUCAGGCUCUGGCACAUAUCCAGGCGAGAGUGCCUCUGCUGUUUCCAGCACAUUGACUUUGUCACAGCUAUCGCCUUCCAUCCUAGGGAUGACAGAUAUUUUUUAAGUGGUUCGCUGGACGGAAAACUCAGACUCUGGAACAUUCCUGACAAAAAAGUGGCACUGUGGAAUGAAGUUGAUGGACAGACCAAGCUGAUCACGGCAGCAAACUUUUGUCAGAAUGGCAAAUACGCUGUGAUUGGUACAUAUGAUGGCCGGUGUAUCUUUUAUGACACAGAGCACUUGAAGUACCAUACGCAGAUACAUGUGCGGUCAACCAGAGGCCGGAAUCGAGUUGGAAGGAAGAUCACAGGAAUUGAGCCCUUGCCGGGGGAAAACAAGAUCCUCGUGACAUCAAACGACUCCCGGAUCCGGUUGUACGAUUUGCGGGACCUGUCUCUGUCGAUGAAAUACAAGGGCUACGUCAACAGCAGCAGUCAGAUCAAAGCCAGCUUCAGCCAUGACUUCACAUACAUUGUAAGCGGCUCAGAAGAUAAAUACGUUUACAUCUGGAGCACCUACCAUGACUUGAGCAAGUUCACGUCUGUGCGGAGGGACCGCAAUGACUUCUGGGAAGGUGUCAAAGCACACAAUGCAGUUGUCACAUCAGCCAUUUUUGCCCCAAAUCCCAGCUUGAUGGUAUCCUCAGAAACGUCAGAAAAGCAAGAGCCUGAAACCAAAAGCGAGGAUUCUGAAUCAGCAGAUCCCAUUCCUUCUGGAGCGCUGAAGACGGAUCACGCAGAAGUGCUCCUGUCGGCGGAUUUCACAGGCGCCAUCAAAGUCUUUAUUAACAAGAAGAAAACUCUCUCUUAAAAAUGAUGGGUAACUCAAGAUCCUCUCUGUAAUGGUACCCCGGUGUGAAUCAUGUGAAUACAGCGUUGGGAAAGCUGGCUUAUUCCUAAACUCUCAUUUCAGGGCUCCUCCAUUUGAGCUCCCCGAAGAGCGGCAUCUGAACUGUUAACUCCCCCCGGGCUUUUUAGAAUAGAAAGGGAAAUGCACAGUCCACAUUGCAAAAAAUGUCAUGUCAGAAUUCCUGCAAAUCAUUCUUUUGCUAAAUAAAUGUUGGCAUGCGCAGGAUUCUGCAUGAAAGAGGCAAUGAGAUAUUCUGUGCCCUUCUUUGCAAAGGGGGGGGGGGGAAGGUAUCGCCCUGCACCAAAUUGGGAGCCAAAUUGAAUUUAUUACGAUGCCGAAAACGAUGGGGAGGGGCUGGCAAGGGGAAAUAAUUUAUUAUUUUUAGUACUGCAAAGAUGCCGUGCCACUCUUAAGGGAGCAAAUCGCUCCAAUAAAACUGCUAUUUUGUUUUUUUUAAGGGGGGGGGUUGUUAACAGAGCUGAAUUUGUGACUGGAUCCCUUGGAUGUUUUGUGAGAUCCCUACACAGCGCUGUUCCCAGUCCUUUGCCUUGGAUGGAUUAGCUGCAACCAUGUCACAUGUUUUUAUAAUGUGGAGGGUUUUUAUUUUGGUAUUUUGCUGUCUUCUAAUUAUUGUGCACUCUAGAUUCCUUUCUUAAUAUAUAAUAUUUUCCCUCCUCCUCCUUUUUUUUUGCACAGUGGAGCACAAUAUUUCUAUGAAAGAGAUUCUCAUUCCUUAUCCAUGAGCACUGAGUUAUGCUCACCUUAAAAAAAGAAAGAUAUUAAGCUGCGUUAGGAACAAUUCUUAUGUUUUACAACAAUGUAAAAUAAACUGUUUACAUAUUUUUUUAAAGCAUUAUAGUUUAAAAUUUAGUUUUGGUUUUGUCCUCUCUCUCUCUCCCUCUGUUUUGUUUAGAGCUAACCGAAAUUUGUAAAUAUUCGUAAAAAUUAUACCAAUGAAAUAACAUUUGCGGGGGCCUGAAACCCACCAAGUGUUGUUGAUGGUUUCUGUUUCAAAAGACAAAAGAUGUAUCAUUAAAAAUGGGUCAUUGAAAGAAA
Sceloporus undulatus (fence lizard) is the source of this 3926-nucleotide messenger RNA. RefSeq names its product WD repeat domain 44 (gene WDR44). Gene Ontology annotation, molecular function: protein binding. The coding region runs from base 69 to 2831 and encodes 920 amino acids. The transcript is spliced from 20 exons. Lineage: Eukaryota; Metazoa; Chordata; Lepidosauria; Squamata; Phrynosomatidae. The record is from RefSeq and is a predicted model, not a curated record.